AUGUUCAAUUAUUUCUUUCUGUUGUCCACUACCCAAUUUGCAUUAUUUGGCCUGUUGAGAGCAAGUUGCAAUUGCCCAUCGUGCCCGUCACCUCAACCAUGUUCUGCUGAAAACUUCUGCCCACCACCAGUCAUCUGCCAACCCAAAAUCUGCCCGCCAGUACCAGUUUGCCCUAUUCUCUUACCUCAAUCGUGCCCUGUAUGCAUUAAACCAACUAUAAAAACAGUACCAAUCCCAGUUGUAAAACCAAUUUACAAAAUAAUUAAUAAGCCAAUUAUUCUAAAUGAAUGUUGCAAAACAUGUGGCAAACAAUGUAUUAAGCGGAUGAAACGAAAUAUUUCAAAUGAUACAAUUAUUACAGUAAAUUCUGUAUGCAACAAUAAAAUACUCGGCGAAAUUAUUUCUAAGAUGAUGACAUCAAAUCUAAUAGUGUCACAAAAGCUAAUCAUGAAAAAAGUGACAAAAUUACUGGGUGAAUACAAUAUCUUUUGUAGCACUGGUGAUCUUACUUACAGUGCAUAUACCGUUGAUUUCUGCCAGGUGAACAAAGCUGGCAUAGUUUGUUAUGCUUUUAAAAAUUUGUGA
This is a messenger RNA of Brugia pahangi, 585 nucleotides long. Lineage: Eukaryota; Metazoa; Nematoda; Chromadorea; Rhabditida; Onchocercidae. The record is from the annotation of a GenBank genome assembly.